Molecule: messenger RNA, 1341 nt
Organism: Fomitiporia mediterranea MF3/22
Lineage: Eukaryota; Fungi; Basidiomycota; Agaricomycetes; Hymenochaetales; Hymenochaetaceae
Product: hydrophobin-251
Exons: 10
Coding region: 81-410 (109 amino acids)
Cellular component (GO): fungal-type cell wall
Molecular function (GO): structural constituent of cell wall
Source: RefSeq, a predicted model, not a curated record
GUUCAACUAGUUUCCCCACUAUAACUUCCAACCCCUUGCCUCAAACCUCUCCAGCUAAACAGCUAUCCACUCACUUAAAAAUGUUCGCCAAGCUCGUCACCAUCGCCUCCCUCGCCAUCCUUGCGGUUGCCACCCCCACCCCAGUUCCUCAGGGAGGCUCCUGCAACACUGGCGCUAUUCAAUGCUGCAACUCCGUUCAAUCUGCUGACUCCCCUGCUGUCGCUGGCCUCCUUGGCCUCCUUGGUAUUGUUGUUCAGGACGUCACUGCCCAAGUGGGCGUCACGUGCACCCCGAUUAGCGUCAUCGGUGUUGGAGGCAAUUCUUGCAAUGCACAGCCCGUCUGCUGCGAGAACAACAGCUUCAACGGCGUCGUUGCACUUGGUUGCACCCCGAUCAACCUCAACCUCUGAUGGAUUCGUCCAGAUAGCAGCGCAUGGUCUUCUUGAUUUUGGGUGUUAAACGGCCAUUCUAUACCAUCCGGCUUGGACGUUCACAUUCGUUUACAAAAUACCCUACCUAGUCUUGGUUAGCUGUUAGAUCCACUCGUUUGCAAUGUGAUGUUGUUGUCGUUUAAUGCAUUAUGUUGUCUCGAACAUCGACGGUGCGGUUAUUAAUAUUACGCCCAUUCGAAAUCUGAACUUUGUCUAGACCCUGUGCAUAAUUGACUGUCUGUAUUCCUAGUCACCUGCUCGGACCUGCCUAACGUGCGCACAAUAUUGGAAUCGCGAUAUGCCGUUUAUCCGACACUGCUAAUUUGGAGUAUGCAUUUCUUCCAUGCAGUGCAUGGAAGUACAUAACUGCAAGCCCGAAAACAUCGCACCGAGGGAUUGAAACGGUUACUUUCCAUCAUUUCAUUACAAGAAGUUCUAAGCAGAGAACUGUCAUCCUUCAAUUGCUAGUUGCCAAGAAUUUAGGACAGCAUUCCCGCAUUCCCGCAUUGCCUGCGAGGCCCGAGGAUGGAAACGAAGUCCAAAUGGAGAACAUCUUCGUUCCGACGAGGGUAAAGGUUAAGGCAAUGUCCGGACAGGAAGACCAUCUUCCCUGCAAUAUGGCGCUGAAGCAGAGCAGCUUGUAUCUUCCCAAAUGGAAGUAGCUGGCUAAGACUGCUUCAUCUCGACGAAAUCUGGCAAGUUGGUGACGAGAUGCCCAUACAGCUCGCCUCAGUUGCAACAAUAAAGGACAAAAAGGGAAUGAACUGGGAAAAAUUAAUCGAGGUGGAGCAAUUGGUUCUAAUUGCACGGAACCCGAUCACUUCGAUUUUAUCGGCCUCGGUCGCGUGUCGGCUGCAAUGUGCAAGUGCGGCGCAGGGUAUGUCGGUUUCGCCUUGUUCCCUAUUUUUCC